This is a messenger RNA of Panicum virgatum (switchgrass), 1694 nucleotides long. RefSeq names its product flavanone 3-dioxygenase 3-like. NCBI's taxonomy places the organism in Eukaryota, Viridiplantae, Streptophyta, Magnoliopsida, Poales, Poaceae. Bases 117 to 1271 code for a protein of 384 amino acids. The record is from RefSeq and is a predicted model, not a curated record. The transcript is spliced from 5 exons.
UUUUUUUUUGGUGUGGACAGGUCUACUUUCUCGUGCAGAUAACCAAACAAGCUGUCUGUGACUCCGUCCGUGAGUCACUCAUCCUCUUCGUCUCUCUCCUAUCCGUCAACCACUCGAUGCAGCGGCCGGCGGUAGUAGGAGCGGCCGGCAAGCGGGAGGGCGGUGCGGCGGCCGGCAGGAGGGCGGUGCAGCGGCCGACAGCGGGAGGGCUGUGCAGCGGCCGGCGCGAGGGCUGUGCGGCAGUCGGUGAGCUCGGCACCAAGCGGGUGGCCGAGGAAGAUGGUGCAGCCAACAUGUCUGACUCGUCAAGGACCAUCCCUCCGGAGCUGCUCCCGUCGGAGGACCUGCAUCCGCUGCCAAUGCCGGUGAUCAACCUCGGCCACCUCAGCCUGGAUUCCGCAACCCGAUACCGUGUGGUUGAUGAUGUUGCCAAAGCAUGCCGUGAUCUAGGGUACUUCCAGGUUAUAAACCAUGGGAUCAGUCAAUCUGUCAUGGAUUGUGCUCUUGAAGCAGCUUCAGAUUUCUUCAAACUACCAAGUGAGACAAAGGAAAAGUUUGCAUCGGAGGACCUUCGACGACCUGUUAGAUAUGAUACAAGCUCAAAAGAUAGCAUUAGCAUGCCCAGGGCAUUCCUAAAGCAUUAUGCCCAUCCACUCAGCGAAUGGAUUCAAUAUUGGCCACAGCAACCACCAAUCUACAGGAAAUACAUGGGAAAGUAUGCUUCUGAAGUAAGGAUGGUGGCUUUGCAACUGGUGGAAGCAAUAGUAGAAGGCCUAGGAUUGGGCAAGGAAUACCUGAAUGAGAAAUUUCAUGAAGGCUCCCAAGUAUUGUCAGUGAACUGCUAUGCUAAAGCAUCACAAAGUGCCACGACUAUAGGGCUGGCUCCACAUUCUGAUCAUGGAUUUCUUACCAUCUUGCUCACAAGUUGUGGGGGCCUUGAAGUUGUUGACCCCAGCAGCAACAUCUGGAAAAGGGUUCAGCAACUUCCACACGCUUUGCAUGUUCACAUUGGUGACCACAUGGAAGUUCUGAGCAAUGGCAGAAUGAAAACAGUUGUGCAUCGUGCCCUUCUGAAUCCUGAAGAAGCAAGGAUUUCUAUAGCUAGCAUUCAUGGUUUUGCACUGCAUGAGAAGGUCACCUGUGCCAAGGAGCUAGUGGAUGAAGAAAAUCCCCCAAAGUACAAAGAGAGCAGCUUCAGCGACUUCCUGGACCAUCUCACAGCUAAUAUGGACAACAAGCACAGGAACUUUCUCGAAAGCCUUCGAAUGUAAGGAUUGCAGAGCAUAAUUAGGGGUAACUGGUGCUAUGGUAUUUGAGAAGGCAGAUCGAGCUAUGGUUCAUCUUCACAUGUUGAAAUCUAAAGUGUCCGUGUAAUCUUCAAAUAAAGCCAUAUCUGUGGCUGCCGGUGUCCAUUUCCAGUUUUACAUGAAGCAUUCAAAACUCGCAUGUGUAAUCAUCUUUGGCCAUCAUCCACAACCUUGAGCUCAGAAACCAUCUUCGGGAACUUGGAGUGCAUGUGAAUAUGGCAUAGAUGACUCAAUCAAUGUAAAAAAUAUCUUUAUAUGUAUGCAUGACAAUUACUUACUUUGUACUUCUGAAUCAGUUCAUGUGUUGCUGUUCUAUGUUCAAUAUGAAUUCCAUUCCCUUAAAGGAAAUGGGAGGUCAUGAAUGAGAACCCUGCAUGAAGUAGUCAA